AUGCGAAUGCAAAGGCGAGAGUUGAACAACAGUCCCAUGUGCUUGGAAAAUGGUUCUAUUCCACGAAGCAACAUCGUACAACUAAAAUCGUCCAAUAGGCCUUUGCGAGCCCAUCACUGUGACCUCACCUUUGCAUUCACGCUAAAAAGAAAUCAUCGAUGUUAUCAGCUUACAUGGCAAGGGGCAACCCCUUCAACGCCAAAAGAGCAGCAAGAGUCGAAGAUGCCGUCUCUUAAGCUUCAGUUCAAUUACAUUUUGACAAAGAACAUUCUCUUUUCAUACAUCCAACAAUGUAGAGCUAUUUUGGAUGUCGUAUUUUAUUCUGACCACCCUCCAGUGUUUGGUUUGACAGGUCUGAAAGACGACGAAUGCAGAAAAAAGUUCCGCCAACGAGUGUCGUCCAAUAUUGCAUUACGGACCAAGGAGGGAGCCGAUGGCGUGUUCACUAAAUGCACUAAAGACGUUUCAAAUCCUUUCCCGGUUCCCGGUUCUGGCACCGAAAAAAAUUUCCUCUUGUAUUAUCGGAGGCAAAGUCCACGUACAAUUCUGUAUGCGUAG
Necator americanus (New World hookworm) is the source of this 558-nucleotide messenger RNA. RefSeq lists its product as uncharacterized. The transcript has a single exon. Lineage: Eukaryota; Metazoa; Nematoda; Chromadorea; Rhabditida; Ancylostomatidae. The coding region runs from base 1 to 558 and encodes 185 amino acids. The record is from RefSeq and is a predicted model, not a curated record.